AUGCUAUGGCAACGCUUGCGGACAAACUCCUCAAAUCAAUCGAAGUGCUCCAACCCACCGUCCCCAUAGACACCGCCACAUCCCUCUCCCCCGAUGAGAUAAAAGAAGCAACCCCUCAAUCCCGGGUCGCUGCUGUAAAAGUUAUUGUUUUCUCCCUCUCCCAACUCUCCACCACUCAGUUCGAGGACUACAAUGAUCUUAUCUCCCUUACUUUUGAGAACUUGCUGGCGAGUUGCAAUGAUAAGGAGGCUGAUGUUAGAGUUGCUGCUGAUGGGCUAAACCAUCUUAUAAACGAGUUGUAUGGCUCGGACAGUAGCAGGAUUCAAGUGGAGCUCUUCAAGGAGAUCAAGAGGAAUGCCUCACCCAGGAGGGUUAAGGCUGCUAUAGUGAGAUUUGCUGAGUUGGCCUAUCUUAUCAAGCCACAGAAGUGUAGGGCGUAUGUGAUGAACCUGCUGCCGUUGUUGAUAGCUGUGUGUAAUAGGGAGGAUGAGGGGAUCCAGGAGUCCCUGAUAAACUCCAUGCCUAAGAUUGUGACUGUUCUCGGACCGUUUUUCAGUGAGAGUGAGCUUCAUAGUUUUCUGAGCAAUCUUUUUGAGAUCCUUGUCUCGAAACUCUCCUCCUCGCGGAGAAUGGCAGCGGAAUGUAUAACAUCACUCUGUCACAGCUGCUUGAAACCUGGUAUAUUCUACUCCAUCUCCCUGGAGAAGAUGUUGGUUACUAUCACACACGACGCCUCCCCUCAUGCACUUAUCGGAGGUUUUCUCGGACUCCGGAAGAUCCUGGUUUCUGUUUCAGAGCUUCCUAGAAAGGAGGAGGAUCAAUAUUUCUUCAACCUAGAUCAUGUCUCCAUAACAUUCCUGGUUAUAUUCAGGUCGCUCUCUCAUACUGACCACAAUGUUAUCACAGCAGCGUUGUCAACUCUUCAGACGCUUAUAGAACAAAAUGGCCGGCAACUGUCUUCACUUCUUCUAGCGGAUGUUCAGAGUUGGAAUGAGAGAUUUAAAGGAAAAGAGCUGGGAGACUUCAUGAUCGGCACCAAGCAUUCCAAUAAGAACAUGCUUCUGGCAACGGAGAUAGAGGGUGGUGCAUUCUCUAUCAAGAUGGAAGAUUUGUGUGGUAAUCUUGAUCUGUUCAAAGAAAACGGGAUAUUACUUACUGAAACAGCGCUAUUUUUAGCUGAAACCUUCUUGGUGAAGGACGGAGUUGUGGUGAAAGGAGCACGGGUGAGCGUUAAAUCUCUUGUCAUCAACUGUUUGACAGAACUAACUGUUAUUUCACCAGAAGUUCUCUCAGACCACCUUGCCCAUCUCCCUGGUACUUUCAAAGCAAACUGUGAUCCUAUGUUGCAGGGUAAUAUCAUGGCGCUGGGUGGCAGCUACAUUCUUCACUUUUUACAAAAGAAUUACUACCUUAAUUGGUCUGAUAACUGUGAGGAGUACAUCGGGAUUUUCAUUGAAGGGAUCAAGGAUGAAUCUUCAAAAGUCCACAAAUCGUGCUGUGACGCGACUAAGAUAUGUAUCCCUGCUCUGAUGAAGACGAAGUACAGUGACCUGGUUAUCGACCUGAUUGAGGCACUUCUACAACUGCAUCUCAGCUCAUACUGGCUGGUCAAGACAUCCCUCCUUGAAGUCAUCAAAGAGAUCAACUUCUCCUACCUUCACUGCUUCUCAGACCGGGCUGGCUACCUUCAAAAAGAGGUGAUCACAGCUUUGUUUGUAAUGCUGAAAGAUGAGGAUGUCCGAGUUCAAUCAGCUUGCUCACUCUGCUUUGCCUCCAUCACGGACAACCUCUGUUUUACCACGUCACGUGACACCAGCAUAGUCAACAUCAUCAGGACUGAUUUCCUGGUUAGCAACGAGUUUGUUAACCCUCCUCAGUAUGCUAUCUGUCUACCCAGUGACUCUAGUCAACACAUGGAGUGUAAGACUUCCCAGAACGUUGAUUCUCUCAGCAGGCUGAUAAAUAUCAUUUUAGAACAGAUGAUAUCCUCAAAAUCAACUGAAAUGGUCAGGGGUUGUAUCGAGACAUUAUCCUGUCUCUCGAAAAAGUAUGUAAACUGUGAGAUGCUCAAAUACUGGGGAAUAUCCAUCCCGGCUGAACAACAAAAGAUAAACUCCCACCACAUUCAAGAGGGCAUAGUCCUCAGUAGCUCCAGCGGUCUCAUCUCGUUUCUCACCCAACACCUAACAUCAUCAAUGUACAUGUACGACAUUUCCUGCCACCAAAACCUCCUUACAACACUAACCAACCUGCUCGGAGCAACUUGUAAGCAUCUCAUUUCCAACAACUCCUACUCAGCUGACCUCAUCCUCUCGUGGUCUCUCCUGAACGAUGAGACCCUCGUGGAGAUCAUCCAGUCUUUAGUAUACCACAUCAUGAGGGUACUGAAUAUCUGCAGUCACGUCUGUACUGAAGAGGACCCCAUGGCUGAUAACUCCAACUUUAAAGAUAAGAUGUCAGCUGUGACGAACAAACGGAAGAAAAAGGAUGAUGAUGCAAAUGAGGAACCUGUAGUUGAACAAGAUGGUAACAGUAAAGUUGGAGCGUUCACCUCACUACCUCAUUACAUGAAGCUGUAUGAGAACUUAAAAGCGUCAUAUGAAGCACAUAAAGUAUCCCUUGAUCUGCAGUCUGACGAGAAGUUUGUUCUGGUACUCCGAGGAACCCUGUCUCUCUUUCAGGAAAUCUUGAAGUUCAGCUCGUUGAAGAAUGUUGGUUCGUUUUCUGAGGAAGUUAACGAGUAUUUAACAAAACUGCUGAAAAAGGAGCCUAUCCAAUGUGUUACAACCACAAGGUACCUGUUAGCAUCACUAUUCGGAACAAACGUUAUCUGUACAAACUUGAACAGUUCCACCAGAGCAAGCCAGUUGAGUGUUAAACGACCCAUUCCUACAAUUGUCAGCACUCCUGUCCACAUAGAGUACUUUAAGUACUCUCCCUACAUCUACAUUACAAAGCCACAAGCUGAGGAAGAGGUUCCUGAACCUGAUGAGGAGCAGUCGUCUUUUGCUGCAAAGCUUUUCGGAAAGAAGUUUCAAAGAAAUCAGAAAAAGAAAACAGAGAAGAAGCCUGAUCAAAAGCCUGUCAUGCAGAAUUACAUUAGGUAUUUUGAAGCAAAUGUUAUGAAAUCUCUGGAGUUGUACACUACUCUGACAAACGAUACCCAAGUCCAGGGUGAGAUUCUUGUUCUGCUCAUCGACCUCCUCCGUCUUCGAGUCAAUUAUUCUCUGCUGGACACUGGAAAAGUGUUUGUAAACUUCCUACUCAGACAGUUCGAAUACAUCGAACAAGGACAAGUCAGAGAAGCCUCCAAGCUUCUUCCUACACUCUUCCAAUUCCUUAUCAUGUUGACAAAAGAAAAGUACAACGAGAAUGAAAUAAUCGACAUACCCAGGAUUAUGCAACUAUGUGGCACUGCCAUGGCAAGUGGCCAACUCAACACUGCCAGUAUCUCCGUCUCCUUAUACCCCCUGAUCCACGAGCUGUUCGUAGUACAAGAAUCAAACAAUGAUCUGAACAUCAUCACUCAAAGAGAAGUGGUAGAGAGUAUUUUGUUGAAGAAUGUGAUUCAUUACCAAGUUAUUGAUAUUCUUUGGAUUGUUCUACAUUGGUAUUCGGUGGAUCCGAGAAAUUUUAAGAGAUACUCGGCUACAGUAUGGUCCGCUGUAUCCAUUGCUAUCAGUCAGGGAAGAUUGGACGUGUCAUCUCACAAAGUCAUGGUCUCCAUGCACCGCUUGUUGGAUAUUAUCAGUCAUGAUGAUAUCAACAUUAUAGAGACCUUGCUGGAGUUCAUCUCUGCUGCAACAUCCAUGACGUCCAAGUGUUCUUACAUCUGUCUUAUCCUGAGGUACUUGUUAAUUGUCAUAACAAAAGGUCACCUCCAGAAGACAAUGACUGAAAAUAGUGAUGCAAUGCUGGCUACCACGGGGGUUAAAGAUACAGCGGAUAUACCUCCUGCUAUGAAGUUUUUAAGAUUCCUGCUCUGGGCGGUAAACGAGAAUCUGGAUCACUUAUUGAAAAACACAGAGCGUGCUUUCUCAUCGCUCUCCUCUUUAAAUUACGUCCACAAACUUGUCUACUACAUCAGAGAAGAUCGUGAAUUUAAUAUUACUGACAUUGAUUUCUCUGAAGUUAAGAAGAAGGUUGUGUGUUUGUCUGUCAAGCAUCCCUCGUGUGCUAUCACGUGCCUUAACAUUUGCAGGGCUUUGUCUGUUUUGGAUGAAUUCUCCUUUGAUGAUUCCAUUGUGUUGAAAUAUUUGGAGCUCACCAAUGGUUCUGCAGACCAACCAACCUCUUCUCGGGAAACAAUCGCUCAAAUCAGUGCACUUAAAAUUUUACCUCUGCCUGAAUACGCUGAAAUGUUAUCUCUCAUCCUUGAAGAGAGUAAGGAGAGCAUGGGAUACUCAGCCAUACUUUUCUCCGCUAACUACACCGUUCAGUACCUGAGAAUGGUCAUGCCUGAGAUCAGUGACAUAGAGAAAUCUGCAGCAAUCCAGGCUUUGCAGGAUCUGGAUAAACUUUUCGAACAUCCGGCUGCUUCCAAUACUGUCAGGGAAAAGAUUAACGAAUGUCUUCUUACAGUUGGUCAUCAUAAACUUCCUUCUGAUGACAUUGCCAGGGCUUUGAUAAUGAAUGGUCAAGCUGAAAACUUGACCUAUGAUGGCUUACAAAAACGCUUCUCUGAAAAACUCUGCACAUAUCCCUGUGAACCCGCGCAGAUUGUACCGGUUUUGAGGGACAUGCCGCUUCACAUCCUGAAGAACAUUCUGAGCAACCCCGACUUUGACACUGAACUCUUCGUUGGGAUGAUAAAUCUAGGAAGAAAAGAACUAUGUUCACAGAAAUCUGCCUACAUCGACCCAGAUGAACCACUGCCACAACUCCCAGCUAUACUGCUGUCUGCUAAAAGUCAGCUGUUACAAAGAAUAGCAGUCUUAACAGGGGUGUCCUCACCAGCUCCCAAGAAAACUAAACAUACCCACACCCACUCCAAAUCGAACUCAACUUCACUGCCCAAAAGUAUAGCCCUGUUUGUUGACACGUCAUCUUUCUCAGACCACCAAGCUAUGUUGCUGUAUAAAGAGGACUGGGAAGAUGAGAAGUGGCGGAGGCAGCUGAGGAAUUAUACCCGAGCUGUAACUGCGCUGUUGAACACUGCUAUUUUGUAUCCAGAUAUAGCGUAUCUUGAUCCGUAUCACAUCCAUGCUAUAACCAGACUGCUAGCUCUGGCGAUGAUGGUGAAUCAUCACUUUGGAAAGUUUGCUGAAGCAUCUACAAGUCUGGAGCUUCUUGAGCUGUUAUUAGCAAUUAUCAUCACACGAGACACCUGUGCGGUCAUACACUACGGAGAAGACAUGAAUAUUGUGGAGAAUGUUUAUCACAUUCUUGUCCAGCUCUUUGGGAAAACUCUCACAAAAUCAGAGCCAAGUCCGGACAGCAAGAUUGAUAAAGUUAGACUGAUGGUAAACUUCGUUCUGUACAAAAUGCCUGAUAAGACUCACCACUCGAUAUCAGAUCUGAACGUGGUAAAGAAGUGUAUCCUUUCUCUUGCAUCUUUACCCUGUGUGAGUAGUUUUCUUAGGAUACCAACUCUUCUAGCACUGACAACAACCAAGCCAGAAGAUGCUGCGGAGUUCAGUUUAUCAUCUAUUGAGCUUGAUUUCCUGAAAGACUCAGAAGUUUUAGAAGAUUUCCUCUACAGGAACCUCUCCUUUGGAUGGUCUACAAAGCGACAGUUUGAAGAGCUGUGGGUAACAAUGCUAGGAAUGAUAACCUACAGGUUUGAUCCAGAUAUGAUGAGAGAAGAGAUAAAUGAGUUGAGUGUGGUAAACAGACUAGCUGUCAGAGGUAUGACGGCCCUGUUGAUGCAGACUAUGUUACACCCUGUCCCUGGAUCACCCAAGACGAGCAUUUACCAGCACUUUCCUAGAACACAAACUGUUCCGUUCCUGACGACCACUAUGGGUCAGCGCAUGAUACUUCCUCACAAGCUUGUAUUUGAUAAAUUACUGAAUUCAAGCAAGCUCACCCCAACAUACCACCCAUUCUUUCCUGAUCUCAAUGCUUACAUUGAUUCAGAGUUCUCGUACCAGCUAAUCGACACUGGGGCAUCUGCUCAAUCUAUUGACAAAGUGGGGGUGUUUAUCCAUGAUCUGAAUCGUAUCCCUGCAUCUAGUUCCUACUGCCAUGGUUAUUACAGUGCCACUGCUUUACGGGAAAGAAUCAUCACCAAUGACGUCACGGACUUAGAUAACGAGGGAAUCAUAGAGAGGUCUCAGCAGCUUUAUGAUGAUUCUUCAGACAAUCCAGACAUUCUUUCCUGUCUCCACUUCCUUGUAGAUUUAUUUGCGGAGUGGACCCUGCCCGAAUCUAACAUACCAAUAGCCCUAUUGAAUCAAAUAAUCGAUUCUGUCAGUCAGCUAUCGGAUAUGUUCCAAAAGACCCAUCACUGUCAGUGGAUGGUAGAUGGCUUUCUUAGAAUCCUGAUAAAUCAUCCUUUAGAAGACACCAUAGUUCACUCCAAGUUACUAUUCAUACUUUGUAAAUCUAUAUCUUUACUCCAGGCUGAUAAGGAGGGAGAGAAACUGAUGCCGUUCAUUGAAAAAGCUCUGACAUCUGACUCGCUUUGUCUCCAACAAUCCGCUUUAAAUGGCUCAUUUUAUCUGCUUGAAUCUCAACUGGGCUGCUUUGAAGGGAAUUUAGUGGCGAUACUUGCAGAAUUUGUGAUGAAUCGGCUAGUGUACGACACCACCAUGCCUAUCAACUAUCUUGCUUCAGUUUGGGCUGUUGCUGUAAUAAUCCGGGAGAAGUUCCCAGAGGAAAGUGAGAACUGUGAGGGUUUCACCAUGUUGCUCAUGAGAUUCGGUAUGAAAUGCAUGUCAGAGCAAACCACUCCCUUCAUGUUGUACCAGUUUGUUAUUAGGGGAUUCCAACGUCUGGUCUUAUCGUUCAGUCUUCCUUCAGCUGAGUUUGAGAUGCUAACUCACCUCUCUACAAACCAGCUGGAGAGAGAUGAUCCGCAGAAGUGUCUGUCUGCGUUUGGUCUGCUGAUGACGUGUAUGUAUUGUGGUAGGGAGGGAAGCAGGGUUAUUAACUUAGAGAGAGAUCAGGAUAGUACUGACCAAAUGUUGGCUGGAGCCAUGGACAAGAUGAGGAAAAUUCUGGAUUGUGUGGGACACUGUUGUGAUACUCAAGCUAAACCCUUAGCAGCUGUUAUCUGCUAUCUUGUCACUGAUUUCUUCCCUAAAGAACAGAUGAUAAACACGUUUGUAUCAGAGUUUCUCUCACCAAGACAACAGAACAGACACCUUAUAUCCCUCGUCCUGUACGACCUGUUCCAAGGUAUGAUCACAGCAGGGAACUUUAACCAGAUCUGUGAGUGGGUGUUGCUGGUUUUACGGAACUUUGUCCAGCUAAAACCGCUGAGUUUCAGUGUUUGGUCCACUUCUGUGUUGUUGCUUUGUUCUAGUAAGAACAGGAAUCUGUCUCGGUUUCUACCCUACAUAGUUUCUGAUGUUACACACGUGGAACCGGAUGUGUUUGUUCUUAUUUGUAAAGACUUUGCGGAGAAUUUGUCCAAAGAAGAGAAGAUUUCGUUUUUGGAUAUGUUAAAGUUAGGGAAUAGCGUUCAUUAUGAAGAAGAUAAUCAAAAUGAGUACCGAGUUGUGUUUCGUAUGCUUCGAGAAGUUCCUGUUGUAACAACAAAUGAACAGUAAUUCGAAUGAACGUAUGAAUUUGUAUGAAUUUUCUCAGUUUGAUUGAAUGAAAGUAUUUUUGUGAUUUGUAUAUAGUUCGCUUGGUUCAAGUUUGUGAGAUAUGAUAUCUUUUUUGACGACUCUGCAUACAGAAGUUUUCAGUAAAUUUGUUUAGAAUUUUCAGAAUUGAUUAAGUCCUUAUUAUAUUCAAAUAGUGUAGUGUUACAAUAGGUUACUCAACUUGAUACACAUAUUAUCUAAGUAAAUCUGUGCUUAAUAAGUAAUUUAGGUAAUAUCUGAUCCUUAUCUUCAUUAAAUUUAUCGUUUCAAUUGUUAUUAUUUGUUCCUUUGUCAUAAAUCUAAAUCAUGUGUGACCUGCUUAAAUCAAGUUUAUAUCUGGCAAUUGAAUACCUGAGGUAAACGCCAUGUUUCACUAGGAUACCUCAUUAGUAUGCUAUGGUAACCAUGUUAGCUAUGUUAACUAUGAUAACUAUGUUCACUAUGUUAACUAUUCUCGGGUUGCAAACAUUUUUAAUGCAACAAUAAGAGAAGUUGAAGCUAUCCAUUUUCGAUGAUAAUUUAUUUCAUGAUUUGAUGUUUUAAAGCUAUUGUAUUGAUCGUUUGAUUUCUUUAAUUUGAAGCACGUUUUGUUUCUUUAC
This is a messenger RNA of Bolinopsis microptera, 8353 nucleotides long. Its product is annotated as huntingtin-like. Gene Ontology annotation, cellular component: cytoplasm. Lineage: Eukaryota; Metazoa; Ctenophora; Tentaculata; Lobata; Bolinopsidae. The record is from RefSeq and is a predicted model, not a curated record.